Messenger RNA from Beauveria bassiana ARSEF 2860, 4263 nucleotides. RefSeq names its product phospholipid-translocating P-type ATPase. NCBI's taxonomy places the organism in Eukaryota, Fungi, Ascomycota, Sordariomycetes, Hypocreales, Cordycipitaceae. Bases 1 to 4263 code for a protein of 1420 amino acids. The transcript is spliced from 5 exons. Gene Ontology annotation, molecular function: ATP hydrolysis activity; magnesium ion binding; ATPase-coupled intramembrane lipid carrier activity. The record is from RefSeq and is a predicted model, not a curated record. Gene Ontology annotation, cellular component: plasma membrane. Gene Ontology annotation, biological process: endocytic recycling; phospholipid translocation; intracellular protein transport.
AUGGCCGUUAAAAACUCAACCCUCGAAACAGACUCUCUGCCAGAUAACGCUGCUGUACCGCAUACGAGAGCGUCUGUUUUGUUCUUCUCUAAAGUCCAACAUCUCGUCAAGUCUGCAUAUAGAAAGUCAAUCGUUAAGCCGCUGCUGCGGCGUAAGAGCCUCGCACCUUCGGACGGUGGUCGACGUGUCCCGUUAAGCAUCAAGCACGCUGAGCCGCUUGUCGACACCCGCCAUGGCUUCUCGUACAUUUCCAACGACAUUCGCACAUCGCGCUACACCGUCUUUGACUUCAUCCCCAAGCAGCUGUUUUUUCAAUUCUCCCGCGUUGGAAACUUUUACUUUCUCUGCGUCGGCAUUCCUCAAAUGAUUCCGAAUCUGUCCACCACCGGAACAUUCACUACCAUCCUGCCAUUGCUGUUCUUUGUACUGCUCACUAUCGUCAAGGAGGGCUACGACGACUAUAGGAGAAGCCGCCUCGAUCGGAUCGAAAACGCCAGCUUCACCACGACCCUCGGGCGCGAAGAUCAUUAUACCGGCAAAGUCAAGCCCCCGACGUGGGUUCAAAGAUGGAACCCAUUCCAUGUCACAACCGAUGCGCAGCCACCUGCGUUGCCAGAAGACGAGUACGACGGUGUCCGAUGGGUCCCCAUCCGUUGGAGCAAUGUCAAAGUUGGAGACGUCGUGAGGCUGAAUCGUGACGACGCUGUACCUGCCGAUAUCGUGCUCCUCUGGACCAGUGAUGAGAACGACUUGGCCUACAUUGACACUAUGGCUCUCGACGGUGAAACCAACCUCAAGAGCAAGCAGCUGUCCUCUGCUCUCGGCGGUUGCGGCACCAUUGAGGGCAUUGCCAACUGCAAGGCCAACUUCUUUGUCGAGGACCCGAACCCGCAACUCUUCAACUUCGAGGGUUCGGUCUCCGCCGACGGAAAGUCUGUGCCCCUUUCCUUGAAUGAGGUCAUAUACCGAGGCAGCGUCGUGCGGAAUACGGCUGCCAUCGUUGGCAUUGUCAUCAACACCGGAGAAGAAUGCAAGAUUCGCAUGAAUUCGAACCAGCACCCGUCGGCAAAGAAGCCUGCACUAGAAAAAAUUGUCAACUGCGUUGUCGUGACUCUCGCCACCUACGUCGUUGUUCUAUCUGUCGGUGUCUGUAUGGGCUACGUCCAUUGGCAGCGCAGCUACGAAAGGCAGGCUCAGUAUCUCAACAACGCCACCAUCCCCUUGUACCAGAUUAUAAUUGCAUUCAUAAUCAUGUUCAAUAAUGUUGUCCCCCUCGCUUUGUAUAUCUCACUAGAAAUUGUCAAGAUUGGACAGCUGUUGCUGCUCAAUUCCGAUAUCGGCAUGUAUGAUGAGGAGACCAACACGCCCGCCAGAUGCAACACCAACACGAUUCUGGAAAACCUCGGCCAAGUCGGUUACAUAUUCUCCGACAAGACUGGAACUCUCACGGACAAUAUUAUGAAGUUUCGCAAAAUUAGUGUCGCGGGAACCGUCUGGCUACACGAAAUGGACCUGGUUGACGAUGGCGAAAACACAGCAACCAGCCUUGGCGAUUCAAGUAGAGAGCCUUCGCUGUACAAGCCCGACCCGGUCCCUACCUCGCCUUUGAGUCAUAUGAGCAGCCCUCUGUACCCACGCAUGUCCAUAGGAGCCCGACCCUCCAUAAGUCGCCGGCGCUCGUCCUCUCACUGGCGCUCUACUGGACGACCCGAUCAUAUCCAGCCAGAAGUCAACACGGCCGAUCUGCUGCACUACAUACAGCUUCGACCUCACUCUGCUUUUGCCAGAAAAGCCAAGGAAUACAUACUCGCCAUGGCGCUUUGCCAUACUUGUCUCCCUGAAUAUACCAACGGUAAUAUCGAGUUUCAGGCAUCUUCUCCCGACGAACUGGCGCUCGUCCGCGCAGCCCAGGAAAUGGGCUACCUGGUCGCUCAGCGUACAGCGAAAAAGGUCACUGUGGAAAUGACCCAGGCCAACGGUCAGCUCGACAGACAGACAUAUGAUAUUCUCGACACUGUCGAGUUCAGCAGCAAUCGAAAACGAAUGUCCAUUGUCCUUCGCCGCCCCGACGGCCGCAUCACUGUCAUUUGCAAGGGAGCAGAUUCCGUCAUCAUCCCACGUCUGAAGCAGUCGUCUCUCGCCAUGCAAAAAGCUACCGAAGCCCGCGCCAGCGCUGAUAUCGAGCAUGAAAUGCAGCGCCGUAGUGAGCAGCAUCAGCCGAGAAACAGUUUUGGAGGGCGGCCCAGCUUAACUGUUCGAUAUAAUUCCAACAUUCACAGACCGCAACAGAGUAUGCCACGCUCAGUAAUCUAUCGCAGUAAGUCUUUCGAGCUAAGGAAACUUGUCAGAAGUUCUGAAGACGGUGUGCGAGCGAGCGCCUGUACGCGAGGUAUGUCGAUGGACAUUAACCGCGCACACGUCCGUACGAGCGUCAACACACACCACGUCCAGCUUCCACAUAAUCUGCAAUUCCUCGACGACCCAAUCAUCCAUGACGAAUUCGAAGCGUUUUCCAAAUGCUUUAAACAUAUCGAAGACUUUGCCACUGAAGGGCUUCGAACUCUACUCUUUGCGCAAAAAGACAUUUCCGAGCAAGACUACCGCGCAUGGAAAAGGAUAUAUGACGACGCGACCACGAGCCUUGUAAAUCGACAGGAAAUGUUAGAAUCCGCUGGCGACUUGCUUGAGCAGGCAUUCUCCCUGAUUGGAGCCAGUGCCAUCGAAGACAAGCUGCAAAAAGGCGUCCCCGAGACUAUUGAGAAGCUGCGACGAGCCAAUAUCAGGAUAUGGAUGCUUACUGGCGAUAAGCGAGAGACUGCCAUCAACAUCGCCCACUCGGCACGCCUUGUCCGGCCCGGUUCGGAUAUCUAUAUUUUGGAUAUUGCAAAGGGCGCCCUUGAAUUCCAGCUUAUUGCUCUCAUCGAAGAUCUCCAGAUAGGGCCUUUUGACAGGAUCGUCGUCAUCGAUGGACAUACACUAAGCGUUAUUGAAAAUUCCGCAGAGCUGUCUAAGCGGUUCUAUGACAUUAUGCUCAAAGUAGACACUGUCAUCUGCUGCCGCGCGUCGCCCGCGCAAAAGUCCCUGCUCGUGCGCACAGUUCGGGACCGUAUCAGCAAGUUCAACCUGACCCGCCGCCACGGCUUGACCCUGGCCAUUGGUGAUGGCGCCAAUGAUCUUGCCAUGAUCCAAGCUAGCCAUGUUGGUAUUGGCAUAUCGGGUCGCGAAGGCCUGCAGGCUGCCCGUGUCGCCGACUACUCCAUCGCCCAGUUUCGGUUUCUACAGCGUCUACUCCUCGUUCACGGACGCUGGAACUAUGUCCGUACCACUAAGUUUAUCCUCUGCACAUUUUGGAAGGAGAUGUUCUUUUACCUCCCGCAGGCCAUCUACCAGCGCUACAACGGAUACACGGGUACCUCACUGUAUGAAGCUACUAGCCUCACAGUCUUUAAUACGCUGUUUACUAGUCUUUGUACGAUUUGCAUGGGCAUUUGGGAGCAGGACUUGCGUGCGGAAACGUUGCUGGCGAUCCCGGAGCUGUACGUGUACGGCCAGCGCGACAUGGGUCUGAAUGUUUGGAAGUAUGCCCGCUGGAUGCUCCUCGCGGCCAUCGAGGGUGUCAUAACUUGGUACGGCGUAUGGGCCGGCUACGGCUGGAUACACCCGCGCGCUAGGGAUGAAGGUCUAUAUGCGCUCGGUACACUCACAUUUACCACGGGUGUUAUGUGGAUCAAUUGGAAGCUGUUUAUCUUUGAGACGCACUAUAAAGCAUCGAUUGUUAUGGGUUCUUUCUUUGUCACUACGAUUGGCUGGUUCGCGUGGAUUUCGUUCCUCGACGGCAUAUUUGCCGCUACCGCUUCCGGGCCGUACGAUGUCAAGCAUAGCUUCCGCUACAAAUGGGGCCCGGACGCCGUCUGGUGGGCGACGCUGUUUGCCGUCCUCGGCACGUUAUGGCUUUUAGAGAUGACGAUGAAGGUAAUUAAGCGACACCUCAUUCUCUGUGGUGUGUGGAAGUGGCCGCCGUGGAAGAAGUCUAGUCUGAGUGAGAACGUGGAGGAGUGGGACGUGGGGCUGUGGCAGGAGCUCGAGCAGGAUGCGACGGUGCAGGCGAAGCUAAAGGUAAUGGCGCGAGAGCAUAUCGGUCAGGAAGUGGACGGCGAAUUGGUGGAGGAAGAUAUAGGGGAGUAUCCGGAGAGAAUAUUAGUAGAGGAGACAGUUGAGAUAUUAUUAUACCUAAGAAGAUAUUAUCUCUUUAAGGGACCUUAG